AUGAAACAAAACGCGCUCAGCUGCGACCUGACGGGAGACAGGUGCGCGCUCCCGGGCUGCCAUGGUUACCGCACACGCCCCGCCCAUAUUCACCUGAGCCUCCCACGUGACCCGGGAGUGUGCAGUUUCGAAGGAGGAACCUGCAGAUCCAGUAUAAGUGCGCGCACCCGUCUACCUAGGCGCUCUGCAGGGACCGCGCUGAUCCAAGCUCCCAAAGCGUCUCACAGCGACGGCACAGGCUCUCAGUCCCCGUCACGUCACCAUGCACCUGGAGCUGCGCGUGAACAAGGCCCAACAUCUCGUCUACACACACACACAAACACAGGGAACAUGACGGAGCGCACGCCGUGGUGGAAGGCCUUCCUGCCCAAGAAGAAGAGCGCCCAACCCAUCGGCCCAGACUUCGAUCCUUGGGCCCCGCGUCCGGAAAAGACCCGCGAGCCUUCCAAGGCUGAGCCCGCCGUGACCCCCAGCGUGGACUCUGAUGACCGCUACGACGACUCACACAUGGAGUCCGUUUUCAACGAGAGGACCUGCCGCAGGAACAUGAAAGUGAGCCGGUCUGGACGCUUCAAGGUCAAGGGGACGGUCCGCCAGAGCCUGCCCAUCCAGGACAAGGACUCAGGGGCCAAGGAAGAGGUGCGGUGA
Knipowitschia caucasica is the source of this 648-nucleotide messenger RNA. NCBI's taxonomy places the organism in Eukaryota, Metazoa, Chordata, Actinopteri, Gobiiformes, Gobiidae. The record is from the annotation of a GenBank genome assembly.